UUCUAUUUCACAUCAAGUCGAAACAAAAGUUGUGCUAUGUUAAAUAUUUUUGCGCUGGUAGACCACACUUGGGGUAAAAUAUUUCACAUCAUGAUCUCAAGGAUAAAAUCUUCAUGACUAGAAGUUCCUUGGUAUGUACCUAACAGAGCGUGACGUUCCAUCAGCGCUGCAGUGCGUUGCUAGCGGAGUGACGUAGCAGAUAUUUUUCAGCACACUCGCGAUUUCAACGUCGACAGCCCUUAGAAAUUUUGUUUCACACGCUUUUCAAAAAGGGCUACUUUGUUUCUCACGGCAAUGAUUUCACUUCAGAUAAACCACAGAUAAUAGAUACCACCGACAUUCGAGUACAUGCAAACAAAAUGUGUAGUUUUCACUUGUCACUUUCAGCUCUCGAACGAACGGAAUCACUCACUGGGUGAAGUUCAUUCAAGGGCGUUGGAGCGGAGGACUGGAACUACACCAAUUGUUUUUUUUUUUACAAGAAUACAUUUGACGAGUCUAGGCGAAUAACGUUUUGCAGUUUUUUUCUCUCACCAAACGAAGUUAUUCCGAUCUUUCACGAUGUCGAUUCUCGGGGAAUUUCUCCAGGGAAUAUCUAGUGCAACGAACUUUCCACCAGAUCAGGCCAAUUUUAUCUUUUGCAUGUUGUUGUGUGCACCUCUUGGGACGGCAUUUCGCUUGUUGUUGCAUCCGGAUCGUGUCUCGUCGAAUACAAGAAGGGCUGUAAGUCUUUUCUGGGGCAUAGCUCUUGCGUGGUUUUGUUUCAAAUGCACCUGUUUGCUUGAUGUUGUGUUAAUAUUGCAAACCUUAAUCUUGAUCAGUUUUAGCAGCAUAUGUUAUAUUCUCACAUGGCUUUUAAAUCCUGCAUCAGUUCACAAAUAUCUACUGGUUGUGUCAAUGGGUUUCAUGUCCAUUGCUCAUCUCUACAGACAAAUUACUGACUUUGGCGGAUACACUUUGGACUUCACGGGAAGGAGGAAAACGGCAGGACCCGAGAGAGAAACCUGCAGAGUGAGGACGAGAACCAACAAUAAAAUUCAACCCAGACCCCUGAUGGUUUUGGUACAAAGGAUCACUUAUGUGGCAUUCAGUGUACAUGAUGGGCUUGGAAGGGAUGAUAGCAAACUAACAGAAGAACAAAGGAAAUGUAGACUUCAGAAAGUUCCUUCUUUGUUGGAGUACUUUAGCUAUUUAUUUCACUACAGCACAAUACUUGUUGGACCGGUUUGCACCUUUAGAGACUUUAGUGAUUUUAUUGAUGGCUCAGACAUCAGAUCAAAGGAGCCAGGCCAGAAGGAGCCUUCACCUUUGUUUGCCGCACUUAGAAAUCUAAUGGUGUCGACGGUGUGUAUAGCCUUCGUAGUGAUGACUGGAUCCAAUUACCCCAUCACCAGGAAUGGAGAUCCGGAUUUCAUAAGGUCUAGUCCUCUAUUUUGGAGACUUCUUUAUGCCUGGAUCUCAAUAGUGUCUGUAAGAAUGCGUUACUACUUCGCGUUUAAACUUGCGGAGGCAAUGAAUAAUUUUUGUGGACUAGGAUUUAACGGUUUUGACGAGAAUGGAAGAGCGAAGUGGAACCGCAUCACUAAUGUGAAUAUUCUCAAGAUCGAGUUUGGGACCAGUCUGAAGGAAGUGCUAGACAACUGGAAUAUCGGUACAGUUCUGUGGUUGAGAAAAAUCGUGUAUGAUCGAGUCCCCUAUCAUCGCACGCGAGCUGUGUUCGUGUUGUCUGCUUUGUGGCAUGGGUUCUACUCAGGAUACUACAUGGCCUUCGCAACUUGUGCACUAAUGGUUGAAGCAGCGCGAAAGGUUCGUCGAAAAUACAGGCCUCUUUUUCAAGGCUCACAUGUUUCCUCUCGUUUUUAUGACCUCAUGACAUGCGCAGUUACCAUUUUUUCUUUGACAUUUAUUACUGUGCCAUUCGUUGGUUUGGAAGCUAAGUUUGGCUUGGAGUUUUGGCGUUCCAUGUAUUACUAUGGACACGUUUGGUCCAUCGUAGCGUUUCUUCUCGUGAGUGGUGGGAAAUCCGAGACCGUAGGAAAAGAAGACAACAAAACUGAAAAUAUGGAAGUAAGGAAUGAAGAGAAGGACAAGAAACGCAACUCAGCGAAAGAGAAUUUAACAGAGCUCCGUAACAGAGUUAACAAGGAUAUGGAAUCACCAAAUGAACUAUUUUGCAAUGGUACACCAAACAACCUGCUAAAGGAGAACUUAAUCGUAGGGUCGUAGAAGUCAGACAGUAAUAGAAAAGGCAGCAAAGAGCGAAUGAAUGUUAGACAGAAUUUUAUCCAAGGAAUCCUCAAGAGCCUCUCACAGCUCAUUUCUGAAAGAACCCUUCAUAGAGAACCGUAUAUAGAGUUUAAAUUGUAGCCCCGAUUUAAGCAUAUUAUAUGCGCCUCUGCGUUGGAGACUUUACUUUUGUUGAAAUAAAAAGACAGGGCGUAAUAUAGGUUGAACUAGAGUUCCGGCAAAGGCGUUUUAAGAAUCCCCAGUCUUACGCGGGUACUUGUUAUUUCACCAAAUCGACGCUGGAAAAAUUAAUAUACAUGUUAAGAAGACGUUAAUGAGCUUGUGCGCGUGCGCGUGCUUUGGGACUACCUAGGCUAAUAAUAUCGUAAGCAAAUCACGCGCACCUUUUAAUUUUGACGUGCGCGAUUUUUUAGAGUGGAGUGGAAAAGUUUUUAGUUUAUCGAGUAGCAGUUUUGUUUAAUGGUCGUUGUCGUUUACCGUGAGUCUACAGUUUACCGUG
Stylophora pistillata is the source of this 2746-nucleotide messenger RNA. Its product is annotated as membrane-bound glycerophospholipid O-acyltransferase 2. Gene Ontology annotation, biological process: lipid modification. Gene Ontology annotation, molecular function: acyltransferase activity. The record is from RefSeq and is a predicted model, not a curated record. Lineage: Eukaryota; Metazoa; Cnidaria; Anthozoa; Scleractinia; Pocilloporidae. Gene Ontology annotation, cellular component: membrane.